Rhododendron vialii is the source of this 1374-nucleotide messenger RNA. Its product is annotated as probable carboxylesterase 18. The transcript has a single exon. The coding region runs from base 36 to 1100 and encodes 354 amino acids. Lineage: Eukaryota; Viridiplantae; Streptophyta; Magnoliopsida; Ericales; Ericaceae. Gene Ontology annotation, molecular function: carboxylic ester hydrolase activity. Gene Ontology annotation, biological process: pollen tube growth. The record is from RefSeq and is a predicted model, not a curated record.
CCCCCUGACACGGGGCAAUUAACAGCUCUCUACUAAUGUCGGUGGGAAUCGCGAGAGAGAGAGAGAGAGAGAUGGCUGGAGGAGAUAGUACUGCAAGAGCAGCUAAGCCAUCCAUUCCAUGGAAGACCAGACUCUUAAUUGCCGGCCACACUUUCGCCGUCGACUACUCUCGCCGCUCCAACGGCACCAUCAAUCGCGGCCUUAUGAACUUUCUAGACGCCAAAGCCCCUGCCUCCGCCAAACCCAUCAAAGGCGUCACUUCCUCUGAUAUCACCGUCGACCCCUCUCGCAACCUCUGGUUCCGCCUCUACAAUGUUAACCCCCUUGCCGCUGCCGCCGAUGAGUCGAAACUCCCUAUCAUCGUUUACUUCCAUGGCGGCGGAUUCUCGUUCUUCUCCUCGGACACAAAACCCUUCGACGACUUCUGCCGUCGCCUCACCUCCGAACUCCCUGCUGUGGUUGUUUCCGUCAACUACCGCCUCGCCCCCGAAAACCGUUACCCUUCCCAGUUUGACGAUGGCUUUGACACCUUAAAAUUCCUUGACGCCGAUGAAGGCCUUCACUUGCCCCAGAACGUGGACCUCAGCCGCUGCUUCAUAGCCGGAGAUAGUGCCGGCGGAAACAUAGCCCACCACGUAACGCUCAGAGCCGCCAUGAACCACGGCGAAUUCAAGAAAUUGAGGCUCGCGGGAUUGAUUGCGAUGCAGCCGUUUUUCGGAGGGGAAGAGCGUACGGAAUCGGAGCUCCGACUGACCAAGGUGCCAUUUGUUAAUAUAGAGCGUUCUGACUGGUCGUGGAGGGCUUUUUUGCCCCCAGGAUCGAACCGAGAUCACGAGGCGGCAAACAUUUUCUUGGGGGCAGAUGUUUCGGGGGUGGAGAAAUAUCCGGCCACGAUCGUGUUUGUUGGGGGUUUCGAUCCGUUGCAGGACUGGCAAAAGAGGUUUUACGAGUGGCUGAGUAAAUCUGGGAAAGAGGCUUAUUUGGUUGAAUACCCGAAUGCAAUCCAUGCUUUCUACGGAUUUCCUGAACUGCCGGAGUCUUCUCUGUUAGUCGCAGAGGUGAGGAAUUUCAUUCAAAAGCAAUCCUUGACAUCCCCAUGAGACUUUGGAUCUCACUGUUUCGGUUUGUUUGUUAUGCUUCUAAGGAAAUGGGAUCUGGUGUAUUUCAAGAUGUGUUUUGUGUUGCUAAAAUAAAACUUUUCAUGCGCUGUGUGUUUGGGUUUCUGUUUUUGCGUCUUUGUUAGUGUGGUUAUGUACCAAGUUUUUGUUUCUACUUUUCUGGCAACAAAAUGCUGGUGGUAAAGCAAGCUUUUUCUGCUUGUGGAUGCUGGAAUGUUGGGUUUGUGAUAGUUAUUAAUUUCAAGGUUUUAAAUAA